UAGCACAUGGCGGCGUCCUUGGGCUUGUGGGAGGUCCGUCCUGCACCCGUUCAAUGUUUAUAUUUACAAUUGGAGAACGAAUGCUGAACGAAUUUGUUGAUGUUUUUAGUUUUCGUAGCAGUCCCAGAAAUAGUAUAAUCAGAAGCCAGCAGUAUGUCUGAUGAGCCAGUGCCAAAGAGGAUCCGCAUUGAUACAGAGGAGCUUGGCUCUCUUCCCAAAGAUGACCUCAUAGACAAACUUCGUGAACAGGAGUAUUAUGUUCGAUACUUAGAGAAGUCACGGCCCCGGUCAGCAAAUGGAGGUGAAGACGAUGAUGGCCGUAGCUCAGAAGAGAAAUUAAAGCAGCAAAAUAUGGAAGCUGCAAGAAGAGAAAAUACUUUGGUGCUUCGACUAACAAAUAAGGAACAGGAGCUACAAGACUGUUUGAACCAGAUCUCCGAGAUGAAACAAGCGCAGACACAGAGUACAGCCCAGCUUCGAUCCAUGCUUCUAGAUCCAGCUCUGAAUCUUGUGUUCCAGAGGAUGGCAAAAGAAGUCGAUGAGUCCAAAGAAAAACUGAAGCAAACACAAAAUGAACUGAGCAGCGCUUGGAAGUUCACGCCAGACAGUCAAACAGGCAAGCGACUUAUGGCCAAGUGUCGCAUGUUGCUCCAGGAAAAUGAGGAGUUAGGGAAGAUGAUAGCUUCAGGAAGGACAGCCAAGUUAGAAGGGGAAAUAGCACUACAGAAAACUCUAGUUACAGAAAUGAAGAAAAAUCAAGAAGAACUGGAUGAGUUUGUGGGAGACCUGGAGGAAGAUGUGGAGGGCAUGCAGAGUUUGAUAUAUGAACUACAGACACAACUAAAGGAGACUAAAGAGCUAGCAGCAAAACUACAGACAGAGAAUGAGCAGCUGAGGACUAUAAGCAGCACACAGCAGCUUAAGGAGCCGCCUCCUUUAGCUGCUGAUGGGGGUAAGCAGGUACUUAAUCAUAUACCAGUCAGUCCCAAACCAGAGACUACCCAACCUGGGGACGAUGAUCCCAGCCCUGUUAAACAAGAGACUACAGAUGUUACCGAGACACGGUCUCAGUCACCAUCAUUAGGCAAAGACCUGACCAAUCACACAUGUCCGGAAAGUUCCCACAAGGAGGUCGAAGCCAUGGAAACAGACUCUGCACAGAUCAACUGUAGUGACAGUGUAGGUGUAAAGGACACCGUGGAGGAAGAGGAUGAAGAGGAAGAGAUGGGCUGUGAUUCGGGGGAGGCAAAAUGGGCCAGCACUGAAAGAACUACACAAGCAAAUAGCCACGGUGUCAAUUCUGGUGUUCCUUCAGCAGAUAGCACUAGCUGUCCCGACCACACGGACCCUACCGAGGCCUGGACUCCUCCUCCUCCGAUGACAAACUCCAAGACAACGGAGGAUAAUGGUGCUGAAGACUCGUUAAGCUCGCCCGACAAGGCGGCAGUGACCUCACAUGGCGACAGUGACACUCCUCUGGUCGCCACGGAGAUGAAACCUGUGAGAAACGGUGUGGAGCAAGUGACUCGACUGGAGACGGGGGAGGAGGUAGAGGAGGUCUAAUCGCACUGCUCAUUCACCAGUUCAACAGUCAUCUGCUUGUUUAUUCUGUAUGCAUGCUGCAGACUCGGAUCUUCAUUGCAAGAGAGCUGCUGGUCUUGGGAAAUCUUUCAGGAUUUUCAUGGGAUUAACAUACUUAGAAAACUUGAAAACUGAAGCACAAUUCUUGUUCAGUCAGUUUCAUAUUCAGUAGGGUAGCAUAGCGGUAAAGUGUACACUCAUGCUGAAGGCCUGGGUUCAAUUCCCAAGAUGGGUAUGAUGUGCAAACCCCGAUAGGGUUUUCAGAUAAACUAAUGUUAAAAAGUAACAAAAACCCAACUAACUCAAUCACCCAGUAAUACUAAGAUUUGUUACUUUACCUUGAAAGUAUAAAAGAAUUCAGUUACAUUUCUCAAAUUCAGAGGGUCUCUGAGAUUACAUAAAUCUUCUUCCACGUUACAAAUAUGCUGUUGAAACUAGGUAUCGGUUUUUCAGUAGACAAAUGUCAAUUUCAAAGUGACAACACAAAUUAAGGAAUCGGUAUACAUUUCUGACAUCAGGAAAAUCAUUCUUCGGUCAAAAACAACAUCAAAACACAUUCACAUGAGCAUGAAGUCAUUUGUUUUUAUCACCCAGUGAAAUGAACUCAAACCACCUUCACAGCCAAUUUUCAUCAAGUUCAUUACAACAGACUGAAAUCGUUCGAGUUUGUAGCAUGCAACAGUUGUGUAGUUUGUGUCAUCAUCAUUCAAUAUAACAAUCCGUCUAUGAAUUCCAGACAUUCAGGAAGACAUGAGAACUCAUUCUGGUUUUGUACAUUUUGUUUACAUUAUUCAACUAUAUGUUGUUUACUAGAGAGGAACGUGGGGUGAUCACCGAGCAGGGACUGCAAUACACUUAGGGGACACAUCAGGGCUUAAAGAUCAGGAACUGGCCGUUGCCAUGGUUUGCGCCUAUUUAUGAUUUUGAUAAUAAAUAGUUAAUUGGUUGCGUACUGUACAUUGUUGUUAAGUGUCUGUAAACUUCAGCUCAUCGAAGCUUAUUAAGUUUUUAUGGUUGAAAAAGUACUUUCUACAUAAGAACAUCUGUUCAGUUUGCUCAAAGUCGUUAAAAGAACAAUUUAAUAAGAACCACUGUGUUCCCGUGAAUGGGUAAUAUGUGUGGAGAUUUUAAUUAGAUGCAUAUACAAUGAGUGUUUGGUUUUAAUCAUUGACAGCAUGUAAUAGCUGUGUAUUCUCAGCUUGGACUGUGUUUUAAUUCAAUAAUGACUUUGUUCAUCCUUCUGGAGACUGAAAAGGUUUUGUGAUUGUUGCCAAAAGCAGAUGUUGAGGUUACAUUCAUUCUCUCAGUCUAAUAUAGGACUUGCAGGAAUGGUUUGUAUUCUGCCAUUGUUAGUGCCAAGGAAGUAUAAGAUUAUUGAUGAACUACUUCUUCAUAACCCAGGGCUGGAAAUAACUUUAAAAUUGCUAGUGUACUCCGGUACAGUAGCACAAGUAAAAUCACUUGCCCUGAUAAUUUUUCCACUAUACUGGCCGAUUUUCUUGUUGAUUUU
This is a messenger RNA of Haliotis rubra (blacklip abalone), 3091 nucleotides long. Its product is annotated as pre-mRNA-splicing regulator WTAP-like. The transcript is spliced from 8 exons. Gene Ontology annotation, cellular component: nucleus. Gene Ontology annotation, biological process: regulation of alternative mRNA splicing, via spliceosome. Bases 154 to 1563 code for a protein of 469 amino acids. The record is from RefSeq and is a predicted model, not a curated record. NCBI's taxonomy places the organism in Eukaryota, Metazoa, Mollusca, Gastropoda, Lepetellida, Haliotidae.